AUGCUGACCUCCGGUCUGACAAACACCCCGCUCACCAAAACCUUGCUCAUUUACACCAUCGCUUCUUCGAUCGCUCUCUCCAUUCUCGAUGUCAAGCAUCUCGCAAUAAUUCAUGUGUCGCCACACUUUUGGCCAUACAUACAAGUAUGGCGCGCAUUGAUCUGGCAAAUAGCUGGCUUCACAAAUUCCACAGAGGCACUGUUCGCCGCAAUGCUAGUGUACCAUCUACGCGUUGUAGAGCGAGCUUGGGGAAAGCGGAAGAUGGCGACUUUCAUCCUCAUAACAUUACCUUUCACCACAAUCCUCCCACCCCUCAUUCUCACUCUGAUUGUCCGUCCGCUCUCCCUAAAUACACUCAAUUAUCUUCCCUCCGGACCGACAGCGACAGUAUUUGCUUUAUUAGCGCAAUACUACGCGACAAUACCUGCUGUAUUCCGGUAUCGGAUCAGCACAACCGCAUCUUCCAGCGCGAACGCUGCCACUCCUGCCAACACGAAUAACAGCGACAACGACCCUCCGACGAGGAAUACAGCGUCCAAGCCCCCACCGCCGAAACUUUCGAUUCUCCUCUCCGAUAAAUCGACGACAUAUAUUAUAGCAGCCCAACUCGCACUCUCCCAAUUCCCCGCAAUGCUUCUCCCAUCCGCCAUCGGCUGGGUCGUGGGCAUGGCCUGGCGUGCAGAGCUCUUUCCUAGUCUAUCGCCUUCUGCAACAGGAUUUCACAUACCGGCGUGGAUAUUUAACGAACGUGAAAGGAGGAGUGGGAUACAUAACACUGCCGGGGAGCGGGAACGAUACGAAGACUUAAGACGACGAUUAGAAGGGGAGGCUGCAGCUUCAACUUCUGGAAUAGAUAGCGCUGAUGGACAGAGGAGAAGGAAUGUUAACAGUACAACUAGUACGGGCCGAGAAGGCAAUGGUGGGCUUAUGGAGCGAUUAAGAGGAGCUUGGUGA
This is a messenger RNA of Penicillium angulare, 954 nucleotides long. RefSeq names its product protein dscB (gene dscB). The coding region runs from base 1 to 954 and encodes 317 amino acids. The record is from RefSeq and is a predicted model, not a curated record. NCBI's taxonomy places the organism in Eukaryota, Fungi, Ascomycota, Eurotiomycetes, Eurotiales, Aspergillaceae. The transcript has 2 exons.